AUGGCUGAAGGGGAACAGCUACAGCCUUCUUUAGCAACAAUUCAAGAGAUAAUUGUUAAUGCAGCUACUCUUGAAAAUCCUCCAAAUGUCAUCCCAGUGUAUGCAGAGAUAGCUUCGAUAUUUAUCAAGCCAUCUGAAGCGUACUUAAAGGUCGCUGCUCACUCGGAGUCGAACUUCUCAUUUUUGUUUGAGAGUGCCGCUACCGAACGAGUUGGAAGAUACAGCUUCGUUGGUGCCGGACCUCGCAAAAUCCUCAAAACUGGUGAAGGCCAUGGUGAAUCCGUCGACCCGUUACCAGCAUUGGAAGCAGAACUCGCCAACUACCGGGUUGCACAUGUACCAAAGCUCAAGCUUCCUCCACUGACUGGGGGAGCCAUCGGGUACGUUGGCUAUGACUGCGUACGGUACUUUGAGCCAAAGACGGCUCGGCUUAUGAAAGACGUAUUGAAGGUGCCCGAGUCACUGUUCAUGCUUUUUGACACCAUUGUCUCGUUCGAUGGGUUCUUUGAGACUAUCAAAGUCAUCACAUACGUUCAUAUUCCAGAAGACCUGUCGAAACUUGAAGCAGCUUACGAAAAGGCACGAGACACCAUUAGUGAGAUUAUUGGAGUCUUAGAAGCUCCAGAUCUUCCACUCCCAGUCCAGGCCCCCAUCAAGCUAGGACAACAGUAUACUUCAAACAUUGGACAAGAAGGCUACGAAAAACACGUCACGGAUCUGAAGAAGCAUAUAAUUGCUGGAGAUAUCAUCCAAGCUGUACCUUCACAACGUAUUGCUCGACCUACCUCUCUUCAUCCUUUCAAUAUCUAUCAACAACUGCGCCGUGUCAAUCCCUCUCCCUAUCUGUUCUACAUCAAUUGUGCAGACUUCCAAAUUAUUGGUGCCUCUCCUGAACUUUUGGUCAAAAGGGAAGACGGACGUAUCAUCACACAUCCUAUUGCUGGUACGGUGAAGAGAGGCGAGACGCCUGAAGAAGAUGAAGCGCUUGCUGAGGAACUUCGGCAAUCACUCAAGGAUAGAGCAGAACACGUUAUGCUUGUCGACCUUGCAAGAAACGAUAUCAACCGUGUUUGUGACCCAUUGACCACCAAGGUCGAUCGAUUAAUGGUGGUUGAGAAGUUUAGUCACGUACAACAUCUGGUGUCGCAAGUCUCUGGAGUCCUGCGUCAGGGUCUGACCAGAUUCGAUGCAUUUAGAUCUAUUUUCCCCGCCGGAACGGUCUCUGGUGCACCUAAAGUCAAGGCGAUGGAGCUCAUUGCAGAAUUGGAAAAGGAGAAGCGAGGUGUCUAUGCUGGAGCUGUAGGCUAUUUUGGGUAUGGUACUCUUGACAGCGAAGGCAAGGAAGUCGAGGGUGAGAUGGAUACUUGCAUUGCCUUGCGUACGAUGGUCGCUAAGGAUGGUAUUGCCUACUUGCAAGCUGGGGGUGGUAUCGUCUUUGAUUCCGAUCCUUAUGAUGAGUACAUUGAGACUCUCAACAAGCUUGGUGCGAGCACGAAGACUCUGACAAAAGCCGAGGAAGCGUACUCGAGGAUACAGUCAAAGGAGUCACCAAACAGGACCGUCAAGAAGGCCCAUAUCGAUCUGGCUGGAUGAUCAGAGAGCAGAAAUUAAACCUUUAGAAAAAUCAGCUACUGGUAUGAUCGAAGCCGUGUUUGACUUCUCAUCAACAUGGAGCAGAUCCAAGAUCUAAGUUUCAAAGCUUGGACCGAUGCUGAAGAAUCACGACGUCGCAAUGAUAUCAUGAUGCAAACAUGAACUCUAUUCCAUGUGCAACAGAGAAGUCACUCUCUAGAUUGUAUAGUAUAUAAGCUCCAGGCAUCGGUUCCGGCAGGAAUUCGGCCUAUUUCAUUGAAGCCCCUGAUCCAC
This is a messenger RNA of Mollisia scopiformis, 1866 nucleotides long. Its product is annotated as anthranilate synthase component. Gene Ontology annotation, biological process: L-tryptophan biosynthetic process. Lineage: Eukaryota; Fungi; Ascomycota; Leotiomycetes; Helotiales; Mollisiaceae. The coding region runs from base 1 to 1593 and encodes 530 amino acids. Gene Ontology annotation, molecular function: anthranilate synthase activity. The record is from RefSeq and is a predicted model, not a curated record. The transcript has 3 exons.